Messenger RNA from Knipowitschia caucasica, 1257 nucleotides. NCBI's taxonomy places the organism in Eukaryota, Metazoa, Chordata, Actinopteri, Gobiiformes, Gobiidae. The record is from the annotation of a GenBank genome assembly.
AUGGAAAAGCCGAACAAGGAAGUAGCGGCGACCGCAGAUGAGCAGUCUGCGCAGAGCGAAGAAAAUGAAAAAAUGAAAGCAGUGCCACGGCACAAAGGACACAAAGGGCUGUUGAAGCAACUGGCAGGCCUCAGACAGUAUGCGGCCGGAAAACAGGAAGUGGAGGAGAGCAGCUCACAGCUUGACGAGCAGCCGUACAGAAGCUCAGAUGAGGCAUCGGAGCAUGGGAGAGAGUGGAGUGGGGAAUUCACGGAGGUGACCCCCCCACGCCUGCCAGAUAUGAUCUCAUUGCCAACGAAACUGGAACAGGUCUCACAAACACCUCGAAUUCUUGAGGAGCGUUUGAAGGAGGCACAUAAAUCUGUACGAAAAUUGGGAGUGAAGGAUCUGACCCAGCCUCAGCAGUCUGGGAAAGCAGAGCCUGCACAGAGGACUGUGCCGGCCAGGGAAAGCAGUGUCCCUGUUACGGGACCAGAGCCAACCCUUGUGAAACUUCAGAGCCAGGAGAAGCACCGCUUGGAGAGAGAGAAGGCGAGACACCGAGAGAGAGAGCUGAGAAUGUGGGGGUCGAGCAAGCAGCACGCAGACCACAGACAUCGAAAGAAACAGAACCCAUGGCCACCAGCGAGCGGUCGUCCGCUGGUGAGACGAGAGCCACGCAAGGAAACAGAGGAGAUACGGAAGAGGUCAGCUGAAGGCCAGAGGAAGGAGCAGCCUCUCGAGGGUCCCAGGGUUGAAGCCAGCAACUUCAGGAGAUACAUUUACGGCCGGAGGGCUGUGGAAAAAUCUCCCUGCUUCAGCAGACAGAGGCGACGAGCGCUGGGUUGGAGAAACCCAGUACACCAGGCCCCAUUUCUCGGGCCUUGGGCGGCGGAGGCUCGAAGGAGAACGGCCGUGAUUUACGAGAGCCCUCUCACAGAGUUCCGAAAACCAGCCUCACAGGGCUCUAGCCGGGCAGCGGCUGAGAGCGAAAAAGAGGAAGUGGGGGCUGGGACAGGCACCGAAAGCUGCUAUCCACCAUUCAUCGUCCUGGGGGCCAGGGUCUGGCCACCUAACCAUCACCUGACCACAUACCAAGAGCCAAGAACCACAGGGGCGGGCCCUAACUUGAGGAGGCCGCAGACAGCGAGAGAGGAAGGGUCUCAUCUCUCCGCUGACCGACGGCUGAAGCAGGGCGAAUCUCAAGAGGGGUCGAGUCAGGCUAAUCGUCCCGCCUGUGUAACCUCAGAAACCAGUGAACCUUCUGGGGUUUGCUAA